Molecule: messenger RNA, 872 nt
Organism: Tribolium madens (black flour beetle)
Lineage: Eukaryota; Metazoa; Arthropoda; Insecta; Coleoptera; Tenebrionidae
Exons: 5
Coding region: 399-752 (117 amino acids)
Biological process (GO): microtubule polymerization
Molecular function (GO): tubulin binding
Source: RefSeq, a predicted model, not a curated record
UUGAAUUAAAAUGAAAAAAAAUCAAAAUUCUUGUAAUAAUUUUUAGCUGAAUGACCGAAUUUCGCCGAAACCUGAGACAUCAAUUCUUGCUAUUUUCACGCUUACACAAGACUAUAUCUCUCCAUCAAAUUAAUAAAUGGUUUAAGCAGGCAGAAGUAUUCGAUAAAAAAAUUACCACUGCUGACACUGAAACUAUUUUCAAUAAAUUCAAGUAAAUUCGUUCUCGGAUUGAGUACGGGGAUUUUGAAAAUUUUCUAAUUGAUUUUUCCAAGAAGAAUAAAAUCUAUAUUGUUGAACUGGAGCGAAAAUUGCUAACAUGUGGUGUACCCAACCCCAACAAGAAGAUUACAUGUUUUAGUCAAAUUUGACGUAACAAUUUUUUGACAAAAUUCUCAGUAAUGAAUAACGAAGUAGAAAAAGGGCUACGCAAACAAUUUAUUCUUUUUUCUGGCAUGAAUAAAACCAUCGCUGUACCUCAACUUAAUAAAUGGUUCAAACAGGCAAGAGUGUUUAAUGAGUUUAUCACUCAUGAGGAAAUAGAAAAGACUUUCAGUAGUAUGAGAUUGAAUCAGAUUGAUUAUAAGACUUUUGUACAGUUUCUCCGAUACCUAUUUGAAACAAAGAACAAAAUUCGUCCCUUAAGUUACUAUGUGGCGAAACUGAUCUCUUGUGGCCCUCCCAGCUCUUUAAAAAUGACCCAUGUUGCAAACGUGGAAGCAGUAAAUAACUCUGUCUGGAACAAGCUGAAAUAAGCUAUAGGUUUUUGUUUUACUAAUUUGAUUUCCGUGUUAUACACUGACCUAUUUAUAUGAUGGAGAGAGAAAUCCAAUUUAUUUUUACAAUAGUUUAUUGAAAAAAAUUAAUUUAUAAAG